GCCUGACUGUGCCAGGCCAGCCAGAACACACAGAGAUGGCGGCCGUAGCACUGAGGGGGAAAGGGGUGGCUUGCUGGGCCCGGCGCCGCUGCUGCCUUGCAGGGCUGUUCCACAACCGCAGAGGCUGCGCUGGGUUCGCGCUGGACGAUACCGUGAAUGGGCUGAGCCAGGAACAGCAGCAGCUCAGGCAAACCAUGGUCAAAUUCUGUCAGGAGCAUUUGGCUCCAAAAGCUCAAGAAAUAGAUCAGCAGAAUGAAUUUAAAGGCAUGAGGGAGUUCUGGAAGAAGCUGGGGGAACUGGGAGUUCUGGGAAUAACUGCUCCUGCUGAAUAUGGUGGAUCUGGCAUGGGAUAUCUAGAUCAUGUGUUGGUGAUGGAAGAAAUGUCUCGGGUUUCAGCAGCUGUUGCACUGAGCUACGGUGCCCACUCAAAUCUUUGCGUUAAUCAGUUGGUGCGGAAUGGCAACGAAGCACAGAAAGAGAAAUACCUGCCUAAGCUGAUCAGUGGAGAGCACGUUGGGGCUUUAGCAAUGAGUGAAGCCAACGCUGGCUCUGAUGUUGUCUCCAUGAAGCUGAGGGCAGACAGAAAAGGAGAUUAUUUUGUCUUGAAUGGGAACAAAUUUUGGAUUACGAAUGGGCCAGAUGCUGAUGUGCUCAUUGUUUAUGCUAAAACAGAUCCAAGUGCUGUUCCAGUUUCUCAGGGUAUAACAGCAUUCAUUAUAGAGAAGGGUGUGGCUGGUUUCAGCACUGCCCAAAAGCUUGAUAAACUGGGAAUGAGAGGUUCCAAUACCUGCGAACUGAUUUUUGAGGACUGCAAGAUCCCUGCUGAGAAUGUCCUGGGACAUUUGAGUAAAGGCGUCUACGUGUUGAUGAGUGGCUUGGAUCUGGAAAGGCUGGUGUUGUCUGGUGGACCUCUGGGGAUCAUGCAAGCUGUCCUUGAUCAUGCUGUACCAUACUUACAUGUGAGAGAAGCUUUUGGGCAAAAAAUUGGCCAUUUCCAGCUCAUGCAGGGCAAGAUGGCUGACAUGUACACACGGUUGAUGGCAUGUCGACAGUAUGUGUACAAUGUAGCAAAGGCCUGUGAUCAAGGUCACACCAACACAAAGGACUGUGCAGGAGUGAUUCUCUAUUCAGCAGAAUGUGCUACUCAGGUUGCUCUAGAUGGAAUCCAGUGUCUGGGUGGAAACGGCUACAUCAAUGACUACCCCAUGGGUCGCUUUCUACGUGAUGCCAAACUAUAUGAAAUAGGGGCAGGCACCAGUGAGGUGCGGAGAAUAGUCAUUGGCCGAUCAUUUAACUCUGCCUUUAAGUAACUCUGCCAUUAAAGAAUCUCCACUUUUCAAACCAAGAGGCCUUUUGCUUCCAAGACUGAAAAGCGCACAAAUAUUUUUCUACUCCCAGAUCCCAGGAUGACCACUUCUGGCUCUUGGCCUGCUCUCAUUGCAAAUGCUGCUAGAUUGGUCUGAGAAUGUGAUUGUGUUACAGUGGAACACUAGUGGAUAGUUCAAGUGGAAUGCAUGAAUAUCUGUCAUCAUGCCUCAUGCAAGAGAGAAUGAAAUUUUUGUCCAUUUUCCAAGGUGACUUGUUUCAGGAACCAUUGGAACAGAUCUUUAUCCCUAAAACUCUACUUCUGAGGGAUCGAUUUAACAGCUUGAUACUCCAUAGCAUAGCAUUGCACCUUCAGAAGGCCAGCUGACUUCACAGGGAUCUUACAGGGCCCUACCUAUACAGGCAAUAUUAAACCUGUAGUUGCUAAAACUUUAUUAAAAUGUAAGGCAUGUAUGUAUAAAAUGUGCAUUCCUUUUCUCUGUUGCUGCUUACUGAGGUAUAUUAGUACCAUGUGAAGCCUUCAUUCAUUUGAUGGUCUGCCACCUUGUGCUUGAUUCAUGUGAUGAUGUCACCAUCCAUCAUUCUAGAAGCAGUUAAAAUGUCAAAACACUGCAUUGUGCCAUCCAAGAAUGGGUUGAGGAGGAGGAGGCGGCAACUUGAUUGCGGAAUUUCUUUUACUUUUUCACCUUUUUGUGAAGCUUUCCCUUGAUGAUGGUGGCAGCCUAUAUACCUUGCUUUAACAGGCUGGAAGAAAAGAAAGCACAGCAGAUAAGGAGGAGUGAUGGGUUUUACUGUGUUUUGGAAUGGCUUACAACACCACACCAUAAGAAGACUUAAGGGUGUGGGGUUCUUUUAAACUGUGCAGUAAACAGCAGCAUUACACAAUUUCCAAAGAUCUAGGGCCCCUGUUCUAGAAACAGAAAUCCAAGGGUGUUAACUUGAACUUCUAGACUAAUCUUCUACUCUCUUUAUAAAGGAUGCAUAAUCUGCAUUUGAGAAUGUUCUUGGAGCUGUUGUACAUUUGGCCCUUGUGGUUAUUUAACUCACAGAGUCUUUAUCAAUUCUGAAAAUAUAUUUUAUUUUUUAAAGCAAGUUUUUAGCCAUCAUAGUGGCAGAGAUAUGUUUGAAGGUUCAAUUGCAAAUAGUAACGUAGGUCUCUGCACUAAACAAGUUGCCUGAUCCAUCUUGGUGUACAUACUGCAUCUGAAUUCAUGGGUUCUUGGCAUCUCCAGAUCAGAUAGGAGCAUGUAGACUUCUUCCUGAUUCUUGUAAGUGUAUCUGUUAAAGGGCAGUUCUUUUUGAGAAAAUAAGAAAUGGGGAAAUGAUUAGAGCCGGAGGUGCAGAAAUGGAAAGGUGUUUCUAAAGUAUUUUAAAUGUCAUCUUAUAUGUUAACAUAUCAGAAAUGGGAAGGAAUAGCAGCAGUUUUCCUUGAAGACCAUGAAAUGUGAUGGCAGCAGUGAGUCAUAGCUUUAUCACUCAUCUCUGGCUGGAGCUUCAGUGAAACAAUUGUGAAAAAAGAAUCAUUCAAGGGUUUAUUAUAAUAUUCCAAGUUGAAACAGAGGCUGUCGAUGCAAGGAUACUGCAAAAAUCACUCCUUUUUAUGAUCCAGUUGACAACUAUGUUUUUCUAGGCAUCAUGGCCAAUUUCAGACAUGAAGCCACAAUCAGUUCUGAUUAUUUCCAUUUGGGUUUUAAAUGGCUGUCAAAUCAAUGGAGACAAUAUGUACCAAUUUACACCAGAUAGCUGGUUUGAUACAAUACAGUGGUAGUUACUGAAAAAGCAUAAUUUGAACUAGCAGUGAUCUUCAUGCCCAUGUUGUACACAUUCUAUGGGGAAUGAGCCAUUUCCUUGCAUAGAAUAUUGUUCUGGAUAUAUGUGCAAUGCUGUCAGUCUUGGUACAUAAAGUUUCAGUCAUACAGAAAAAUGAACAUUACAAUUCAGAGUUGCUCUCGGCUCCAUGUCUGAUAUUCUUUAUGUUAGGAGCAUAGGAAGCUGCCUUAUACCAUCAGACCAUUGGUCCAUCUAAAUUAUUAGAUGGAUCUAUUAACCAGUAUCGUCUACACCAGGGGUUCCCAACCUGUGGUACACCAGAAGUUGCUGAAUUACAACUCCCAUAAUCUCCAGUCACAAAUUGUGGUUGGGGAUGAUGGGAGUUGUAGUUCAGCAACAUCUGGAGUACCACAGGUUGGGAACCCUUGGUCCACACUGACUGGUAGUGGCUCUCCAUGUUGUUGAGUAAGUUUCCACUGCAAUGUAUCAUAAAAGAGCAACCCUUAUGUAAAUUGGUACAUGUCAUCUCCACUACAUAUACUCUGGUUCUGAAGUUUGCCAUCUGAUACUGUGAGUGCUCUUCAUAACAUGGCAUCGAAGCCCUAUUCACACAUCAUGUUUAACACAUGUACAAUCUAUGUACUUAAGUACAGAUCUGUAUGCAUGUACAGUUAUUCACUUAUGUUCAAUGCAGUAAUAUAGUUCCUAUGUGUACCCUGCAUUUGAGGAGCCAUGUACUCCACUUUACUUUUGAAGUGAAUGCAUCUGCUAACUUGGCAAAGAGGCACCUUUUAACGUGGUGAUUCUCUUUAUUUAGCAGGGGGAGAGUAACUGGCCCUAUCCACCCCCAGCACAGUACCUCCAGGGACUGUUGCUGGUGUCUGUCUUAUGCUUCUUUUUAGAUUGUGAGCCCUUUGGGGACAGGGAUCCAUCUUAUUUAUUUAUUUCUCUGUGUAAACCACUCUGAGCUAUUUUUGGAAGGGCAGUAUAGAAAUCAAAUAAAUAAAAUAAAUGUACAGUCAUUCACACAAAGUCAUGUAUGUGUAUAUAGAGAUUUGUAUGCCUGUACAACGUAAAAUUUAUUUAUUUAUUUAUUACAUAUCUAGACCACCCCAUCCAAAGGCUUUGGGCAGUGCAAAACAAGUUUUAAAAACAUAAAAACAAACAUUUAAAACACACUGCUUAACACAAUAUACAAACAAUUUUAAAAUGGUUCAGAAUCAUUUAAAACCAAAUAAAAUACUUUAAAACACUAGCCAACCCCACACAGAGCAUCUGUGUGGCACUUUGGGGCCGGCUGUUUCCCUCUCCCUCUUCCUCAUGCCCUGGUCUCUCCUCUCCUCCCAUUCCUCCUCCCACACAGAGCUGCAGCGUGCGGCCAAGAAGGGCCCCACCCCCGCUGUUUUUUCUUCCUCCCGUCCGCCUGCCGCCACUUUUCUUCCGCCCCCGCCUUUCUCUCCCCCCGCCGGCGGCCCGCCCCCGCCUUUCUCUCCCCCCGCCGGCGGCCCGCCCCCGCCUUUCUCUCCCCCCGCCGGCGGCCCGCCCCCGCCUUUCUCUCCCCCCGCCGGCAGCCCGCCCCCGCCUUUCUCUCCCCCCGCCAGCGGUCCGCCCCCACCUUUCUCUCCCGCGGCCUGCCACCGCCAGCACUUUCUUCCCCUUCUUCUCCUCAGUCCUCCUCACUUUUGAACUCUUGCAGCAUGUCGCAAGAGUUCCAUUGCCAAAUCCUGGGCACACAUGUCCCAAGAGAAUUAAAUAUAUAGAAGUCCACUCAUCCCCUCUGGCACCAGGCCAGGGCCAGUCCAUCCCGCUGCCUCCCAGCCCAGGCUGCAGCCGAGAUGGUCCCUCCUCACAAUGGGCCGGGCCAACCGGCGCCCAGCCAAUCAGGUGCCUCCACUGGCCAAAUGGAGCUCAGCCAAUCAGGUGCCUCCCUCGCCGGCAAGCAUUGCAUUGCCUUGCCAUUGCCUUGCCACAUCCCCACGCUGGCUGGCUAAGAGAAUUAAUCAUAAAGAUUAUCUGAAUCGGGUUUUACAAAAUAUACAGUAACAAUAUCUCUGAAAAGGGCUUUAGCAUUCAGGUGAUGUAGAGCUUGCAAAGGCAAAACUCAUCCAUAUUAAAAGCUUCAUGAGAUGUAUGUAAGAGGAGGAAUCCAUAACUCCUUUCAAGAGAUCAUUAAUCAAACACUGGAUGGACACAUGGCAGUUUCCAUGUGUGACUGUGAUGAAUGCAUUGAGUGACUUUUUCACAGGUUACUUUUGAGUCUUUUAAGGGGCUUUUGCUGUGACAAAACAUGGGAAAUUGUUGGCUAACUGCUGGUAGUUCUGUUACUGUAAUCAUGUUGAUAAAAGGCAUUUGAUUACAAAUAAAGUUAUCUUCUCUAUUUA
Molecule: messenger RNA, 5477 nt
Organism: Hemicordylus capensis (graceful crag lizard)
Lineage: Eukaryota; Metazoa; Chordata; Lepidosauria; Squamata; Cordylidae
Gene: IVD
Product: isovaleryl-CoA dehydrogenase
Exons: 12
Coding region: 36-1310 (424 amino acids)
Biological process (GO): L-leucine catabolic process
Cellular component (GO): mitochondrion
Molecular function (GO): 3-methylbutanoyl-CoA dehydrogenase activity; flavin adenine dinucleotide binding
Source: RefSeq, a predicted model, not a curated record